Messenger RNA from Orcinus orca (killer whale), 3932 nucleotides. It is a transcript of the gene NADK2, whose product is annotated as NAD kinase 2, mitochondrial. Gene Ontology annotation, biological process: NAD+ metabolic process; NADP+ biosynthetic process. Gene Ontology annotation, cellular component: mitochondrion. Bases 1040 to 1945 code for a protein of 301 amino acids. The record is from RefSeq and is a predicted model, not a curated record. Gene Ontology annotation, molecular function: NAD+ kinase activity. The transcript is spliced from 13 exons. NCBI's taxonomy places the organism in Eukaryota, Metazoa, Chordata, Mammalia, Artiodactyla, Delphinidae.
UUCUCAUGGGCACUUGGUAGACUUUAACAUUUUUGCCAAUGUGAUGAGGGUGAAAUUGUAUCUUUUAAUUUUAAGAUACUUAAAUAUUAAAGAAUAAGGAAGAAUUUAUAGGUGAAGGAGAGAGAGAACAGUACUAGUAAGACAUUGGGAAAGGUCAUCUUUUUGCCAGUAAAAAGAACUCAAACAUUGGUGACUUUAAUUCACAGUCAGAAAAAUCUUACAUCAUGAUGUACUCAUAUUUGAAAUAGAAGGUAACAUGAAGCAGUUUACCCUUGUUACAUGUAGUAUAGUUUAUUUAUAAUGCUGGUUGUGAUCAGUGGGUUGGUAUGGUACCCAUUCUAAGGGCAAUUUGAAAAUCAUUGCUCAAGAGGAAGUAAUAUUGAGGCUAAACAGGUAAGUGGGCCUUGUAAAGUUGUUAAAUGCCAUGGUUUUAUCUCCUAGUGGUUUUCAGUCUUUUAGCAGCAGAACACAACUCUUGCUCAGCCCUACUCUCUUCCCCACAGGAGUGGAGGGAUGGGUCAGUUUUCUGAGACGUCACCAUUCUGGGACUAGUAUGAAAGCAGGCUUCGGGUGGGAGUGGUUAGAUGACGAGGGGAAUAGGAAAUACUUUUUAAGGAAGAAACUCAUUUAGAAAUUCCAGAGGCAAGCUGUUGCAUGAGACCAGAUAAGAGUUGAUGUUGCCCAGAACUCAAGCAGUGGCAGCAUGAACGUAAAGGACAGAUUGGAGAAACAGUUUGCAGGUGUAAUUAUUGGACUUCACCACUGGCCGGCUAUGGAGACUGAGUGUGAAGGGAGAAUUAAAGGUGACACCUGGGGUUUACUUUGUUGACUAGCUUGCAUUGAAAGGCUCUAGCUACAGUGGACUGCUUGAACGACAUCAUAUUCACACCCAAAAUGUAGAGCACAUUCUUGAUAGUUUACGGAAUGAGGGGAUUGAGGUUCGUCUCGUAAAGAGGAGAGAAUAUGAUGAAGAAACUGUUCGAUGGGCAGAUGCUGUCAUAGCUGCAGGAGGUAAUAGUUUUGCAGAGGUGAUGGCACAAUGCUUUUGGCAGCAAGUAAAGUCUUGGACAGACUUAAACCAGUUAUUGGAGUAAACACUGACCCAGAACGGUCUGAGGGUCAUUUAUGUCUUCCUGUUCGAUACACACAUUCCUUCCCAGAAGCCUUACAGAAGUUCUACCGUGGUGAGUUCAGAUGGUUGUGGAGGCAGCGAAUCAGGUUAUACCUUGAAGGGACUGGCAUCAACCCUGUUCCUGUGGACCUUCACGAACAGCAGCUAAGUUUGAAUCAGCAUAGUAGAGCCUUCAACAUUGAGAGAGUUCAUGAUGAAAGGUUUGAGGCUUCUGGACCCCAGCUCUUGCCAGUGAGAGCACUAAAUGAAGUCUUCAUUGGGGAGAGUCUGUCAUCCAGAAUGUCUUAUUCUUGGGCUGUAGCAGUGGACAAUUUAAGAAGAAGUAUACCCACUCUAAAGGGACUGGCUUCCUACUACGAGAUUUCAGUUGAUGAUGGUCCAUGGGAAAAACAGAAGAGUUCAGGGCUCAAUUUGUGUACUGGAACAGGAUCAAAGGCCUGGUCAUUCAAUAUUAACAGGGUUGCACCUCAGGCUGUGGAAGAUGUUCUAAAUAUUGCAAAACGACAAGGAAAUUUAAGUCUUCCAUUGAACAGAGAAUUUGUAGAGAAAGUAACAAAUGAAUAUAAUGAAUCGCUGCUCUACAGUCCAGAAGAACCAAAAAUACUUUUCAGUAUUCGAGAACCAAUAGCAAACAGAGUUUUCUCAAGCAGUCGUCAGCGUUGUUUCACCUCCAAGGUUUCUGUUCGUUCUCGUUGUUGGGAUGCCUGCAUGGUUGUAGAUGGAGGAACUUCCUUUGAGUUUAAUGAUGGAGCAAUUGCUUCAAUGUUGAUCAAUAAAGAAGAUGAGCUUCGAACUGUGCUUCUAGAACAGUGAAGGAUUUCCUCAGAUGACAAUUUUGAUUACUGGAAAAAAUAGUUUUACUGUGGAAACAGACUGCCAGUCAUAAGGCUACAUUUUUCGGUUAUUGUUGAGACUGGUUGGCCUUGGGCUCAAAGGUGAUCAAGAAAGUGAGAUUUGUAUUAUUCUGUUGGAUUCUGAUGGAAAAGAUACUCACUGUGUAAGAAAAUGGAUGGACUAAAUUGAUUAGAAUUCGUACCAGUGAAAUUUCUCUAUUGCUUACAAUUGGUUUCCAGGAGUGCUGAUAUCUUUAAAUUUAGAGAGGUAGGCUCCAAUAAAAGAUUAAAUGUUUAAGGUUUGAAAUUUAACUGUACAAGCUUUUUUUCCUUCCUUUUCCUCCUAAUUUUGUGGAAUUGGUCAGUCCAAACACAUCUCAUUUGAUUAGUAUUUUUUUAUAGUACCUAAAAUUCAAGAUUUUUUAAAAGAUUUGGUGAUGGAGAAUUUUGAUAAAUCCUGACAUUGACCUAAUUGAAGUAGGUAAAUGUGUUUUUUAUAUGCUAAGAGUUUUCUAAUUUCAGAACACAAUGAUAUUGUUAUGACUAUUGAUUUAAAAAAUUCAAACAAUCAUUUUUGAAAUUAUUUAGAGAUGUUUUCAUUUAAUUGACUGUCAGGUUAAUUUUGACAAUGCUGGGUGAAAUAUAUCUGGACAAAAUCAUGACACCGUUUCAAAUGUAUUAAUUAUCCAAUAACUAUUUUAGGUCUUAGGUAAUUUUUUUUAAUGAUUUGAGUGUCUAACAAAGUUCUUUCUUAUUUACAACUAUCUAACAUGGAUUCAAAGACUAAAAGGAUGAACUAAUUAGACAUAUUCUAUUAGGAGUUUGGUAAAACCUUAAAAAGAUAUUUUCAUCUAAUGUAGGAGUAUUGUCAGAAAGAAAAUGGAUUAUUUAAUAAAUAUGCAAAACACUUUCGUUUUGGAAUUGCCUUACUUAUCAUCAUGGUAGUUUUCACCUAACUCAUAUUCCAAGUUUUACACAUUAGCUUUGGAGGACAAAAUGUUAUGGCUUUUCUUUUUUUCCCAUUAUGACAGUUUCUUUACCUAAUUCCUGAUCUACUUAUAAGUAAUCCUAGAAUUAUCACAGAAAGUACCUCUUGCUGCAUCAUGAGACAAUUGGUAUUCUCACUCCAGUUAUUCAAAGUUGUUUUUUUUUUUUUUCACUUGCUGUUAAAAGCUUUUCUUCAAUCACUGAAAUAUUUAUUGAAUACCCACUCAGUGCCAUGUACUGUGUCAGGUGCUAGAUAUACAUUGGUAAAAUAAACAGACUCUAUCUUACAGAACUUGAGUCUAGUGAGCUCAGAAGUAAAUUCUGUGAAAGCUAGGGUGUAUUAUAAUCAAAUCGAGUGCUCUUAGUUCUGGCAGCAUUUAUCAUGUUCUUGUCAAAAUUUUUAUAUAAAUGUUACUAUACAAAGAUAAUCUAGGUUUUGUUGUAUAUCCAGAACAAGAAUGUGGUUUUUUUUUCCUUAGUUAAGAGUAUCUGCAUAGACACUAAUAGCAAGGAGUUUACGUGAUGCAUACAAUAAAAAUUGGUGUUUUACCAGAGAUGGAUCUAAUUUCUUGUUUGAUUUAAAAAUGAUAUACUUAAGAUGCCACUUUAGAAAGAAGUGAAAUCCCACACUAUAGAAACUCCCUAACAGGUUUAAAAUACCUUUUUGACAAAAAUGCCAACUCCAUCUUUCAUAUCAAGGAAAUCCAAUUGUCCAAAAUGGUACCAGAGAUCUGUUUAAUAUGUAACAUAUUAAUAGGUAACCUGCUAUGUAAAAUUGUUCAUAAGCCAUAUUUUAAAGGUUUUAAAAAUACUUAAUGUGCUUCCUUUGUGAUAUAACUUCUAACAUUUCUGCUCUGUGGUGGGGAUUUAUUUGUAAGAGAUGAUGAGAGGCAAAGGAUGUUUGAAUAGCAAAAAUGUUUUUAUGAAUGAGUUAACCUUUUCAUGGCAACUACAUGUGAAUAAAAUUAAACCAUUGUUAU